UAAAAUUUACAUUUAUUUUUAUGUUAAAAUAUAACAUAAUAUUUAUGUUGCUAUUUAACAUAUGCUUAAUAUGUUAAAUUAACAGAAAAAUUUCUGUGGACCGUUUUGGACAUGCAAUAUCUGUUAAAUUUAAUGCAAAUUUUUUUACUGUGUGGCUGGGAUUUUUCGUAAUAAGUUUAUUAAAAUUAUUGCACAUAAAAAAACUUAAAGAAUAAGACUAAAAAAAUCAACAAAUUUGAUUUGCUUGACUGUUUACUGCUUGUUUACAAUCGUGACUGAUUCGCUUAUUAACUGUUUUUCUAUGUGCCAAUAGCAUUGUAGUUUUUUAAGAUACUUUACUCAUAAUCAAAGUGACGAUCAAUUGAAAAAAAAAUUUAAGGUAUUAUCUUUCUAGCUCUAUGAUUGCGUUUCAAAUCCGACAAUCUGUAUCGGUAUAAUACAGUUAUACAGAGCUGAAAACAUACAGAUUUAAUAAUUGAUAAUGAAAACUUUAUAUUCAGUAUUAAGAUUUGCUUCAACUGAGAAUUGGCAUUGUCUUUUUAUGAUUAUAUUAAUUACAUAUCGGUCUAAUGCUCAACCUAUUAUUCAAUUAAAUUUAAAUUAAUUAGAUUUAAAAGUAAAAAUUAACAUAAUAUUAUAUAAUUAAUUUUUUUUUUAACUCAAAUAAUCUCGAUAUUAACAUAAAAAUUCGGAUUACAAAAUAUUCAAAAAAGAUCAAGAGAGAGUUGAAUCUCAAGACACACUAUAUAAAUUAAUAAAUGCAAAUCACACAUCUCUCUCUUCAAUAUGUCCGAAUAAUUAUUCAAUUAUUUUAAUAAGUCACGAAUAAUAUGCAAAAGAUAUUGGAGGAUUCACAAAUCCAUUUGGAAACUGAGAUGACCAAAUUAUCGAGUACAGAAAAAAAGCUCUGUGACUUAAAAAAAAAGCAGAACUCUGAAGAUAAAGUCGUCAAAUUUCGUUGUGAUUUUCCUUGCACGCAAGUUGAGGUGAUGUUGGCAAGAGGUUGGACUCAGAUAGUCGAUCCCGAGGAUACUAGUUGGCACUUGUGGUGGUGCGAUACGGGAGAUGUACUGCGACAGGCGCUGGACGGUGACCGGAAGAAACUGCGCCCUUACCAGAGGGUGCCACACUUCCGUAACCACUACGAGCUCACGCGGAAGAAUUACCUAUACCGCAAUCUCAAGCGCUAUAGGAAGGCCCUCAUAAGGGCUGGAAAAACAGCCGAGGCUCGCAUCAGUGAUGCCAUGCCUGUGACCUUCGAGCUGCCUAGCGACUACCGGAUGUUCGUCGAGGAAUAUCACAAGCAACAAGGAGCCACGUGGAUCGUUAAACCAGUAGCAAGUUCGCAAGGCAAGGGUAUUUUUCUCUUUAGGAAGCUAAAGGAUCUCGUGGAGUGGAAAAGCAAAGGAGUCAAAUCACAGCAAUCGGGAAUCCCAACUGACAUUUAUGUCGUUCAGAAAUACAUAGACAAUCCGUAUCUUAUUGCAGGUCGAAAAUUCGAUUUACGCAUUUACGUACUGGUGACAUCAUUUCAUCCUUUGAAAGUAUGGCUGGCCAGGGAAGGUUUUGCCCGUUUGUGUGGCCAAUUGUUCGAUCUGGAAAACAUUGACGACAACAGAGUGCACUUGACGAAUACGGCAAUACAGCUGAAAGCAAGUCAGAAUGCCGAGGGUAUCUCUUCGAUAAAAGGCGAGAACGGGGAAUGCAACUGUAAAUGGGCAUUGCACAAGCUCAGGGAUUAUUUGAUAACUUAUUACGAGGCGGAAGUGGUGGAAAAUUUGAUGCAACGCAUCGCGGGCGUGAUAAUGGCGAGCUUACUGGCAGUACAGCCGGCCAUGAUGCAAGAUCGCAACUGUUUCGAGCUCUACGGCUACGAUAUACUGCUCAGCGAUGAUCUGCGACCUUGGCUAUUGGAAAUCAACGCAUCUCCGGCCUUAACCGGCACCGACAACGAGGAUCAACGUCUAAAAUCCGAUUUGGUCGACGACGUCCUCAACGUUCUCGACUUCGAGGGUUGGUUCAGCGGACAAGAGACCAGAAUCGGGGGGCUGGAUCUGCUCUGGGACGACGGACCAGUUUGGACCAGCUGUCCAUACCCCGGAAUUCGCACGGAUGCAGUUUCCAAUGAUUUCAGAAGACUCAACAUCUUUCUCGGAGCAAUUAACGAUCGUCAAAAGCAGCUAUCUUUAUUAAGAAGUCAGCUGAUUGAAAAACGUAAAGCAGGUCAAAAUUACUCUUCUAUGGUGCAGUAUUGUUUAAAAUAAGUGGAAAUAAAUUUUAAUAUGUCAACGUUUGAAUUAUAUUUGAAAAGCCUACUAAUCAACAAUUAUAUAACAAUUUGAAUUCACAUAUUUUUACUAAUCCCAAUUGUUACCGCGAUAUUUUCUACGUAGUUGAUAUAUAUAAAAUUCGCUCGUGAAAUUUUCGACGAGUUAUUAAAUAUUAUUCACAAAACUGUGUCGCUAUGCAGAAAGAAUGCAGCUGGUGCACUCUCGCUUUUACAUCACACAUAUCUCGUCUUCGUCAUUUUUUUUCUUCGUUUCCAGCGUCAAAACUAAAUUUAACCGAAGACUUGCGCGACUUCGUAACCACAUUAACCAGUCUUUUCCACUUGAACUAUCUAAAUGUUGUUUAAAUCAUUUAUUUAAACAUAAACAGUAAAAUGUAUUUUAAUUACGUCCUCGGGUUAUCUUUGCCAUUUUCUUUCUUUUCUCUUUAUCAUGGAUUAUACGAAAUAUUGAUAUAUGAGUAACGAUAAACAAACUUCUUUUUAUUGAAACUUAAUGUUUAUCAUACGCUUCGAGAUCUCUUUAGUGAUUAAGAACUUUUAAUUAAUUUUUAUACAUUACUCAGUGUUACCAAUUUAAGAACUUGACACUUAAAGAAUUUAAAAUGUUUAAUUGUUAAACUCAAAGAAUAACUACAAAAAUCAAUAAAAAUUUAACUGUUAUAAAUUUACACUAAUUAAUUUAUAACAUGAAGAACGCGACAAUUUACGAAAAAACAAAUAACAAGCUUUAUUUUUGUUCCAGUUUCGUAAUCUUCGAUCCUGAAUUCCUUUAGAAAUAACAUGUAUAUCCUGUUCUUAUCUAGAGUAUCGUAAGUGCUUAUGUGAGUUGUACUUAGGGCUGUCAAUCCUUAUUCAUAUAUAUCGAGUGCUCUUUAAAGAACGUUGAGAAGAGUCUUCAAGUGCUAAAUUUCAUUCUUCCUCUUUAUAGCAGCGUAAGUCGUUUGAGAAAGUGGCUAUAAUCUGCAAUAUUUAAGGUAUUCUAAGGAUACGCGAUCAUGGAUAUGAGAAUGUUUAUAAAGAGAUUUUUUAAGUAGCUAAUUUAAAACGCGACAUCAAAAUAGCAGAUGCAAUAUGGCAAUUUCCAAUAAGAAUUUUUAUAAACAAAUUAUUAAAUAUUAACUAUAAAGGGAAUCAUUACACCAAUCGAUUCCUUUAGAAGCAAAAUUUUUUCUAAGUGUUGAUUUUUUGUUAACAUUAUUAAAAGUGUGGUCAUAAGUUGGAACGAGUUUUAAUAAUUCACAAUUUUUAUUUCUAUUUGUGUUUAUAUGAUAUGAUGGGAGAACGAUACGAAAAAGAGUUAAACGAGUUUUUUUCGCAAAAUUGGCGUAAUCAAUUUCUCCGUACAGUCAAUAUUUCAUAAUUUGUUUAAAACAACUUUUAAAUUAUUUUUUGCAAUAUCCCUUUCAUGUCAUAAAUAUAUUUCCAACUGUUACUUUUUUGCUAACUGGUUUAGCCUACUGGAUUAGCCAUAGGCCUUAAUAGAAAUUAAAAGAAUUAAGUUGAAGUUUAUUUGAUCUUGACCUAUUUCAACCGAGAUCAAAACUCUUUUCAAAAUCUCCUUUAAAAUCGAUUUGAAAAAAAAAAAACGAAUCUCAAUAUCUUGCCUAUUUCUUAAAAUAUUUAGAUGUAUGUAUUAAAAUCAGACGCUGUAUUUAAUAAAGGAUUUCUUAUAUAUAUAAUAUCUAUAAUAAACGAAAAAAAGAGCAAGGUGCAGUUUUAAAACAUACAUCUUAAAAUGCAAUGGCACCAUCCUUUAAAAAAAAAAAGUCGUACAGCUAAGGAUAAAUAGUCGUAUAAGCAAAAAUAAAAAAAUUUGACGAAACAUAUUGUUUAAUAUUCAAAUUUUAUGGUCGUGCUACAAACCUUACAGUGCCGAUAAUCUUACUUCUUUUAUCUAUACAGAUAAAAAAGAAUACUCACAGACUCUUUGGAAUUUGAUAAAUUCUCAGAUGAAGACUAUUUUACGAAAGCUAAAAGGAUCAUUUCUCUACAUUUUUUGACUUUCUUUUUCUAUUAAAUCCAAAAAUUAAUUACUCUUUCGACACAUAUAAUUCUAGAAAUAAGUACUUUUAAAUGUUUAUUCCAUAAAAUUCUUGACCUUUCAAUUAUUUUAAACUUGUUUUUCACUCUAUCUUCUUUGGUUUACUUUUCAGAGUAUAUAUCAGCUCGUUGUGCAUCGCUACGAGAACGCAAGUCUUUUUCUCCGAGUCACGGCAUUGUGGACUGUGAAAUGUAAAAAUCAUGUGUAAAAUAACUUCUGAGGGAUUUUCUUUCAUUCGCUGCGCUUCAAUGUACUCGUUUCAACGCCUAUCGAUGAAAAAUCAAUCUCCGGCGCAGGCAGCACGCAGAUAUCGACUUUAAAACAAUCGUGGCGUUUAUUUAUAAAGAUCAAUCCACCAAUGUCGGCAGGCACAUGGAAAACGAUCUCACAUUGUUAAUCAUUCCUUUAUUUAUUUAUUUAUAUAAAGAUUAAUCUCCCACUCUGCGAGCGGAGAAAAUCAAUCUUGCGAGAAUCGCGAUGGCACCUCGCGCGUAUUGAUUCGCGAGUAUCAAUUUUUCGAGCUGGAUAUAUUUUAUUAAAUUA
This is a messenger RNA of Monomorium pharaonis (pharaoh ant), 4874 nucleotides long. RefSeq names its product probable tubulin polyglutamylase TTLL9. The record is from RefSeq and is a predicted model, not a curated record. NCBI's taxonomy places the organism in Eukaryota, Metazoa, Arthropoda, Insecta, Hymenoptera, Formicidae. Bases 831 to 2264 code for a protein of 477 amino acids. Gene Ontology annotation, cellular component: cilium. Gene Ontology annotation, biological process: protein polyglutamylation; microtubule cytoskeleton organization. The transcript is spliced from 6 exons. Gene Ontology annotation, molecular function: ATP binding; tubulin binding; tubulin-glutamic acid ligase activity.